Messenger RNA from Ctenopharyngodon idella (grass carp), 7176 nucleotides. RefSeq names its product dispatched RND transporter family member 3 (gene disp3). NCBI's taxonomy places the organism in Eukaryota, Metazoa, Chordata, Actinopteri, Cypriniformes, Xenocyprididae. The transcript is spliced from 21 exons. Bases 333 to 4346 code for a protein of 1337 amino acids. The record is from RefSeq and is a predicted model, not a curated record. Gene Ontology annotation, cellular component: membrane.
CGAGAGAGCGAGCGAGCGGACGAGUACUGCUGAGGAGAGUGGAAGAGCGCGCUCAAGUCAGUGAUGCUGUCGCCCGGACAACAACAUACAGUUCAGACACACAAAAGAAGCGGUGCAAACAAACAGAUGCCAACAUAACGCAAAGACAAUCCAAAAACCCCUUAGUGACUGAAAUAUAACGAGUCUUGUGCAAUACUAAGAUUUGAUGAAGUAGUUUGUGGUGUUGUUUACAUUAAGAAAAAUAAGACAAGUGCAGUUCACUGCAGCGCUGUCUCGCUGGCACAGAGGAAGUGCAAACCUUCACGUCCAUCCAGAGUGACUCAGUGCCUGCCAUGGAUUCGGAAGAUGAACCCUUGUUGCUCCAAGGUACCUGGAACCUAAGCGAGUUUGAAGAGCAAGAGGAGGAGGAGGAAGAUGAGGAGGAGGAGGGAGAAGAAGGAACAGAACGAGCAAAUGGAGAUGAGCAGGUCUGUAAGGGUUUGUGGUGGGCUUUGGGCUGGGUGUACACGCAGCCCUGGGCCAGCGGGCUGGUUCUGGCUGUGGGAUUUCUGGUACCCUUCACCCUCUCGGCUUAUAUGUUCCUUCACUGUGAACCGUUAGACAUUGACCUUUCCUACAGCGCAUUCGAGGUCAGGAGUCAUGCCUCUGCGGAACGUUUUGACGCUCUCGCCAUUGCCCUGAAAAGUCAGUUGGGGUCUUGGGACAGGCAUAGGCGUGACGCCGAGGGAUUUGACCUUGAAGCCAAUGCUCUGAGGGACCUUUUGUUGCUCAUGGUAAACAGAAAAGGGAAGGACGUCUCUACAAUGGCGAAUGUCACAGAACCUGCUGGGAUCUUGGGGCAGACUGAGAUAGGGAUACACAAUGACAACAGACAGUUUGGAAAUGAGAAAAACAACAAGACGAAAGAGGAAAAGACUGACUCGACAAACCCUAAGAUAGCGGCAAGCCUCAAUUCUAGUGAUGCUGAUAAUCACAGGAAGCCAGACUCACCCUUAAUAAGGGAGCGAAGAUUUGCAGGCUACUCCUACCUCCAGACCCAGGCCCUGUGGAGGAUAGAGCUAGUUUUUGUGGCCCAGGGCGACAAGGAUAACAACAUUUUCACCCCCGAACGCCUUCACACCAUACACCAUGUGGAGAGACUUCUAAUGCAGCACCCUCAGUUUCAGCAGUUCUGCUGGAAGCCACUGGAGGCAUUGCGAGACUUGCCCCUGGGACCUUCCUUUUGCUCCCCUCCAAGCUCCCUCCUGUCCUACCUCUUUCCCAGUGAGCGUGCAGGGAAGAUCUACUAUGAUGGAAUGGGACCUGAUCUAGCUGAUAUACAUGGUGCCCUGAGCUUGGCGAUCACCCAUCCACAGUUUUACUGGUAUGUGGAUGAGACUCUCACACCAGACAAGCUUCAGUCCUCUCUUCUUCGCAGUGAGAUCCAUUUUGGAGCUCCUCUCCACUCUUUCUACUCUCUUCAAGACAGACCUUUAGAACAGAGACGUCUCUUCAGAGACUUUGUGGUGCAGUAUGCUGAUAUCCUUUCACAACAAUCCACCAGUAAAGUGAAGGUGUUGUACGGGGGUACAGAGUUAUUUGAUGAUGAGGUGCGGAAGACCUUCCACAGUGACAUGUUGCUGGCGUUGUUCAGUGGAGGAUGCAUUACUGUCCUUGUGUACGUUCUAACCUCAUUUUCUGUGUUUCUGACAUUCUUUGGCUUGGCCAGUAUUGGUCUGAGCUGUCUCGUGGCGCUCUUCUUGUAUCAUGUGGUGUUUGGAGUGAAAUACCUUGGCAUUCUCAACGGAGUUGCAGCCUUUGUCAUCAUUGGCAUUGGUGUGGAUGAUGUGUUUGUGUUCAUAAGUACUUUCAGACAGUCAGACCACCUGACUUGUUCAAUGCAGCGUAUGAUUUACACAGUAAAGACAGCAGGCAGAGCCACGUUCCUCACGUCCUUCACGACGGCAGCAGCAUAUGCUGCAAACACCUUCUCACAGAUCCCAGCGGUUCAUGACUUCGGUCUGUUCAUGUCUCUCAUUGUGAGCUGCUGCUGGCUUUGGGUUUCCAUUCUCAUGCCUGCUGCCCUUUGCAUCUGGACCCAGUGUGGAGCUGCCCAUGGCAACGCCUGUCCCAAAUGGUGGACCACUCUAACUAAACUGUCCGCCAGCCCUAGUCCCCUCUCAGAUGAUGAUGAUGUUGCUCUAAUAACUGUUGAAAUGGAACCAGGUGUAUAUGACUCUGAAUCGGAUGCAGCCCUGCUGUCGCUCUCUGUAGAAGCUCCUUUGUCCGUGUCCACUGAGGGCAACGUGGGAGUUGUCAGUGCCCACCUUCAGAGGCUCCUGAGGCACUGGGUGGCAGAACCUGUUGUCGAAAAACGGAAAACUAUUAUAGGUGUGUAUGUUUUGGUUCUGCUGGGCUCGGUGUGGUGCUGUUGUCUCCUGCGGCCGGCCAGUCACGCGCCUGUGCUGUUCCACAGAGACACCAACCUGCAGAGACUGCUGGACCUGCGCAGUAACCUGAGUGCUCAGGGGAUCGCCUGCCAUAUGUGCUCGGGUGUUUUUAUGGAGCGACCUCAUAAUCUGCACAGCACUGCUGAUUUCACAAGCUCUACCUCAGGGAACCAUCCCACAAUUCCCUCAAACCAGUCCAAACCAGCAUCCAACAGCACCGCACAGACGCUCGCAGGUGGUCUCCUUACUGUCUAUGUGUUUAAACUGGAGAUGGGCUCUGCUGUUCCUCUAUAUCGCUAUUCACUAAGUGCCAGUGUACCUGCACCCUGGCAAGCAUCAUCGGCUGGGCACGGGGAUGUGCCGUUCUUUCAGGCCUACAGCAGUCCCCAUAGCAACUUCAGCACGCGGAUGACCGUGUGUGUGUCUCACGCCUAUCACCCCCGCCCUCGCUGGAUGCUUACACUGCGGUCAUGUGACGGCGGCCGUCGCUGGAGAUCAGAGUUUGAGUUCUACGUGGCUUCGGUUGAGCAGCAACACAGCAGGCGACUCUAUUUUGCCCAACACACCAUCAGCCCGUACCCCAGUCGUGUGUGUGACGGGCCGCCGGGGUGUGUGUUCAGCUCUGGGCCUGAUGGACCCACUCAGGGCAGCUUCUACGCCCCACUUCCUGCUGCUCCUACCCAGAUUAAGAUCUCCAGGACAUCAGGCUUUAACCCCUGCAGUGGAGGUGAAUGUGGGAAACCAGCAGUCCGCCCUCUAGUGGACACUGGUGCCAUGGUGUUUGUGGUGUUCGGCAUACUGGGGGUCAACCGCACUCAGCGCUCAGACAACCAUGUUAUUGGAGACCUGGGCAGUGUGAUCUAUGAUCCAGACUUUGAUGUGUUUAAUGAGAUCGGGCACUUGUGCAAGCUGUGCAAAGCCAUCAGUGCCAAUACCAAGCUGGUGAAGCCUGGUGGAGCUCAGUGUUUGCCAUCAGGAAACAGCCUCACAUCCAUUCUGCCCUUACUUCACCCAGAGUGUCACUCUCUUCCUGAGCCCAACCUCUUACCUGGCCAGCUAUCCCAUGGUGCAGUGGGCAUGCAAGGUGGUAGAGUUCACUGGAUCUCUAUGGCUUUUGAAUCAACCACCUACAAGGGAAAGUCUUCGUUUCAGACUCACUCUGAUUUCCUCCAAUGGGAGAGCUUCCUGCAGAAGCAGCUUGCAUCACUCCCAGCGUCGUCUGCCUUGAGAAGAGGCUUCCAGACCUGCCAACACUGGAAACAGAUCUUCAUGGAAAUUAUAGGUGUAGAGAGCGCCCUCUACAGUCUCCUGCUGUCACUUGCCAUCUGCAUCGCAUCAGUAGCUGUGUUUACUGCACAUCCACUUCUGCUGCUGCCAAUCCUGCUGAGCAUUCUGGGUAUGGUGUGUCUGGUGGUGGCGGUGAUGUAUUGGCUCGGGUGGGAGAUGGGUGCAGUUGAAGCCAUUUCUCUCUCCAUAUUGGUGGGCUCUUCGGUGGACUAUUGCCUGCAUCUUGUGGAAGGCUAUCUACUGGCGGGGGACCCUGAAACUUCAGGACUGGCUAAUCAAAGUUCGGACUCCUCCAUCAAACGGCAGCUACGGACCCUUGAAGCAGCCAAUCACGUGGGUGUUGCCAUAGUUUCUAGUGCCGUCACUACGGUGAUUUCAACCAUUCCACUCUUUUUUUGUGUCAUCGUGCCUUUCGCCAAGUUUGGUCAGAUUGUGGCCAUCAACACGGCAAUUUCCAUCGCGUUCACUCUCACGGUCACUACCGCGCUACUGGCGACAAUGGGACCCGCCGACUUCACUCGGCCCCCCAGAGCCGUGCUCAAAGCUGCUCUGGCGGUCCUGAUCAUGGGUGUCUGCGGAGGUCUGCUUUGGUGGACCGGAUCACAGUUUGCUCCUGACACACUGAUCUAAAUCACACGGCGAAUCCCUCCUGCACCCGUUUCAGACCGAGGAACCUCAUUCCAGGUGGAUUUCAAGUGUGCAACUGUGAUUUGUUUGUGAGUUGAGACAACAUACGUGAACAAGAACUCAUUAGGAAGCAAGUCGGGAAAAAAUGAAGUAUUUAACAUAUGUGGCACACUGUUAGAAAUUAGGAAACCCUGUGUGUGAAUAGUGAACAGUCUGCAUGAAGGUAGCGAGCCCUGAUAGACGUGGGAAAUGAUGUCGGGCACAUUUAGGCGAAUAACUCUUUGCUAUCAUAAAUCGAUCUGUCAGGGAUUUGCAUUAAUGUACGACCAAAAGAGUUGAUUAUUCCUUGAUGUUUUGUUUUUUAUUCACAACCUGAACUGAAGUGACCGAAGUGAUGUGAGGACAUGUCUUACAUUGGUUCAAGCGUGAUGAAGCCCUGAAGUCCCUGAAGAGAAGAACAUGAAUUCUGUGAAUUCAUCUCGCGUGCGGGAGCAGGACAACACUGAAGGAGAAAGAAAGUCAAAGACGAAGCUACUUUUUCACCGUCCUUGAGGGAUGUUGUGACAGCGUUGGUGUUUAACUCGAAAGUGAAUUAAUUGAACCCCAGAUGUAGAUGUCCCUACUGUACAUUUUGGUUAAAGUCAACAAGAAAUGAUUCACAAGCCGUUUUAAUUUUGCAAUGGAACAUAUUUCUGAGUCAUACAGGAUAUUAGGAAACACAGUAGGGCGGGAUUUGGUGCACGUCCUGAUUUUGCCGAGUUAGAUGCCUUUCUGGGUCAACAUAUUUUGUUGAUCCUGGAACAACAUUCCUGUCUGAAAAUUUAGUCCCUAUCCCUAACCAUACCCAUAACUUAUCCCUAAAAUCAGAGGGAAAUGAUAGGUGAAUAGCACAGAUGUAAGAGCACCAAACCCUGGUUUUAAGCCUAAUCUUGACAUAAAGCUGUAAACUUGUCCCUCAAAUCUGAUUGGUUGAUUGGAAUUGCAACGUUGAUCCAGGAACAUGUUCCAUCAGAAAUCGAUUGGAUGGUGAAAAGUGAAAGUUUACCCUCCAGUUUAUUUCACCCUAUCGCAAUGCUAAAUUGCUAAUUGGCUAUCGUAUAGUCCAAAAAGCCUUGGUUAUGGUGGCUGAAACGGAAGAGGAAGGAAACUUAUUUAACUAAAACUAAAAGUUAAAAAUUAAAAUGUUUAUUUUAUAGCUAAAAUAAAAUAAAAUAUGAUUAGAUGAAAAACUUCACUUUAAAAAACUUAAAUGAAAAUUAGAAAUGUUGAAGUACUAAAAUUACUAAAACUAAAAUAAAUAGAAAUUAAAGCUAACAACAAUAAAAAUGACUAUAAGUAUGAAUAAUGAAUAAAAGUAUUAAAAAUAUUAAAUACUAUAAUAGCAUAUGUAAUACUAUUAUAUUAAUACUACAUAAUACUAUAUAAUAAAUUAUAAUACUGGAAGAAAAGGAACGUUUUUUUGUUUUGUUUUUUUCCAACUCAGUCUCAUGAGAAAACAGCUGUUAUACAGUUUGGUGAAUUGGUGUUGAAUUCAUACAGUUUGAAUUGUAUGAAAACCUACAAUUUUUAGAAAAAAGCAUGAAGGUCCACCCCUAAGCCUAACCCUCAGAGGGGCGGAAGCAGAUCAUAUGAAAAUGUCUGAAUAAGAUUCAUAUAAAGUUGCCACCAAUGCACCAAAACAUAAAAUAGUUAUGAAUUUUCAUGAGUGCGUUGGUUUCUUCUUCGUAUAACAUGCUCAAUAAGGCCAGGAAUGUAAAUAGGAUCCAUUCUGAUUUUAUGUUGACUUUAAGGAACAGAAACAAGGGGCCUUAUUUAUAAAAUGUUGUGUAGAAACCAUCCAACAUUUGAUCUUACGAUCAUUUCUAAAACGUGCAUACGUGCGAUUCAGAAAACGAACGUACGCACAAAAAAAAAAAACAUGCUGUCUGCCACAAGGACUCUUUUCCAUGUCAAAAACAGUUUUUAUAAAUAUAAACGUAGGAGUGGAUUUUAGCGUACGCACACUCUUCAAGUUCAAAGCUGUGCGUACGCAUGUUUUAUAAAUGAGGUCCCAGGUCUCUGUUCCUCAUAACAACCAACAUUUUCCUACCUUAAUGUAAGAGGUUACUGUAUAUUGUUUUGUAUUUGUCAGAAAACCGUUGAGGAGAGUUGCAGUGCCGAUCAUAUUUCAAAGUAAACAUGAUAAAAGUUGUUUUUUUGUGUCUGGACUUUUGAUAAAAGUGUAAAAUCAUGGUGAAUUUCAUGCUGGCUUUUGUAAGAUUCUGGUUAAACAUUGAGUUCUGCAGAGUAAUGCUGUGCUUCUGAUGUGUUUUGUUAAAAUUCCCAGUGAAACCACUGUUCGUAUUCGUGUUUCUGCACACCAAACGGAUCCACUUACCCUGAUGUCUUUAUCUGUUUUGAUUGUUACCAUUGAUCUGUCUUUCAAAACAUAUAGACACACAAAGUCAUUCAAUCAACAGACCUUCAAUCAGCCUGAUCAUUUGACCUCCUAACCGGCAGUCUGGAAAUAAUACAGCACUUCAGAAGAAAUCCACAGACACUCGCUGUCCUCCUAAAAGCUCUCCACUGCGCUCCAGUGCCCUCUGCGUGCAGGAAUUUACAAACCGCAAAGAGUUUAUCUUCACAACACUAUCUGCUUAACUUGGGUGGUUUUCUGCGACACCUUUUCAGGAUAAAGGAUUAUUGUAGAGAAAUAUUCACAUAUUUAGACUUGCACACCAUACAGUACAUUCUGACAGUGAAUCUCACAAAGAAAUGUGCAGAUACAUUUUCAUCUUAAAAUUAUGUAGAAAAUCAUUUUGCAUCAAGAAAAUAAAACCUAUUUAGGAUAUUU